CCGCCUUCCAUUUUCUUAUUAUAGCGUAAACAAUUCAGUAAUGAGGAUGCGAAGGUGGAAUUUGUAAAACUGUAUUCAGUUAACCCAAGGCCAUGGAACCUCUGGAUAAACCUCGAAACCCUCGAUCUCCAAAUUCUCUUGAACGUGACAUUGAGAGUAAACCCGAAUUGAGCUACAGCCGCGCGGACGGGGCCAUGGAACCUCUGGAUGAGCCUCGAAGCGUUCCGCCUCCAGAUUCGCUUGAGCGUGAUAUUGAGUGUAAUCCCGCAUUGAGCGACACCCGCCCGGAAGGGGCCAUGGAACCUCUGGAUGAGCCUCGAAGCGUCCCGCCUCCAGAUUCUCUUGAGCGAGAUAUUGAGGGUAAACCCACACUGAUCGACAGCGAAGGGGCUAUGGAACCUCUGAAUGAGCCUCGAAACCCUCGGUCUCUACUUGCUAUUGAGCGUUUUAACCUCCACAUGUCAAUGAUAUGCAGGCCUAAAUGCAGUAAGUCUCGAAACUCUCGGUCUCCAAGUCCUAAUGAGCGUGAUAUUGAGUCUACGCCCGCAUUGAGCGGCAGCCGCCCGGAAGGUGGCUUUCGAACACGAGAAAUGAACUUCAAUUCUCCAACUUUUUCAAGUGAUCUUUUUGAACAUCCAAUUAUGCUGGCCAAAGAAAAAAAAAAGACCCAACGCCGAAUAUAUUUUAGUAGAAGUUCAAUUGCAGCCAGGCAAAAAGGUUUUGACCAAAGUAUGCCAGAAGCUGGAAAGGAAAUUUCACUUUCUCCCGGUAGAUGGCCUAGCAUUGUACAUCAUUGUACACAAGCCAAGGAAAUUUGGGUCCAGUAUCACCAACUUUUACCUCAGUUUGGUCUUCGAUUGAAUGAGGAUACAUUUCGCAUCGAGAAGGAAUUUCUGUCAAAUUUUAACAAUGAAUUUGUCAACUUUGCAUUUGUCGGAUUGACACCAACUAAACGUUCGUCGAUUUCAAAAAUGAUUUUGAAUAUGAUUUCGAAUGAUGCAAACCUUGCAACAAUUUUCGACCACGCUGAAAGCAGAUCCAGAGUUUUUGAGAACAUUUGCUCUCGAAAUCAGAUUGCACCCCUGGUUAUCAUAUCCAAUGUUGAUGCGGAAAAAUCAGCAUUUCUUUAUGCCGAAAAAUACAGAUAUGCAAUCAAACCUGAAAGGGAGUGCGUUGUUGUUGUUGUAUGCAAAAAUAAGCAAUGCAGUCAUAACGAAAGAGACUUGAACCGAUUAAUCGCUUACACUUGUGAAAGGAAGGUGACAAUGAUACAGAAGGAUAUUUCGAUACUGCUUAAACGAUGGACGUACAAGAUACUGGCUCAAAGAAUAAAUGCAAUGAAGAUACUUUUUGAUUCCAUGAAAGAUUGUCAAUUGCCUACCUCUGAAUGUAUUCAGCAAUUAUGUGUCCAUGGAAUUGAGAAGGAAGAUGGAGCAGUUCAACACAUCGAUGACCGAAUACGUUCUGUACGAAAACUGAAAGAACUCUUAGAAGAAAGUCGAGAAACCAUAUACCCCUUGAGGAUUUCCAAGGAUUUGCUCCGGAAUUGCGAAGACCAAAUGAAAAGAUGCUCAAACAAAUUUCGAAAUCUGAUUAUGUCAUUGGAUGUGGCGACAGAUUCGGCACACUUCUGAUAUUGAUUGACGAAUAGGUAGAAAACAGAGAAACAAUUGAAAAGAAACUGAUAGCAGAAUUGAAGGUUUU
This is a messenger RNA of Mya arenaria, 1704 nucleotides long. RefSeq lists its product as uncharacterized. NCBI's taxonomy places the organism in Eukaryota, Metazoa, Mollusca, Bivalvia, Myida, Myidae. The coding region runs from base 93 to 1634 and encodes 513 amino acids. The record is from RefSeq and is a predicted model, not a curated record. The transcript is spliced from 12 exons.